Molecule: messenger RNA, 610 nt
Organism: Ilyonectria robusta
Lineage: Eukaryota; Fungi; Ascomycota; Sordariomycetes; Hypocreales; Nectriaceae
Exons: 1
Coding region: 34-477 (147 amino acids)
Source: RefSeq, a predicted model, not a curated record
UGCGGCUUCUCUCUAUCUCGACGACAAACGACAAUGCCCUCGACCAAGGCCGUCGCCAUAGCCGUCACGGCGCUGGCUGCUUCUGGCAUCAACGCAAGCCUAUGCAAGCCGGAGACGACAACGACCACGCCAACCGAAACUCCGACCACCACCCCGACCCCAGCCUGCGACACGUACGGGGUUCUUGAUGACAUCCCCUCCGAGGUUACCGUCUGUGGCGCGUAUCCUGGCACUAUCACUGACGGGGUCGUCAUCUCCGACAGCCCGGCGUCGUCGUUCUCGGAUUGCGUCCAGAGAUGUGUCGAAUCUGACAAGUGUAAAAUAUUGUCCUACGAUUUCCCUGGCAGCGAAUAUUACUGCCGCCUCUACUCCGAGUAUACCCUCACGCCAGAGACGGAAUAUAACCAAUACUACGAGCGGCCAUGCCUUGGGUGUUCGCGAGGCCGUGGAGGGGGCCGCGGAGGUCGACGUCGCUAGAUGCUGUUGGCGUUGAUAUUUUUGGCAAUCAAAGUCAUGUCUUCUGCAAGGGGGGAGUUUUGGUCGGUUCAAGGAUGAUUCCCGAGUCUAUUUCUGUGUCUAACGCAUUUGGUCUGCAGCAGUGGUAGCUGGG